GCAUUAAAAUAUUUAGAUAAGAAUUUUAAUGAAAAAAAAAACCUUAUAUACACUUAUUUUUUUCGGACAAAAAAUUAAAAUAGAGAUUUUUUUUUACAAUUCAGGCACCAUUAAUAAGAAUAAAUCAUUGUUAAUUAAUCCACUAAAUUCAGUAGUUGGAUGAACCCUAGGUUGCUAUGAAGCUAUUAGGCCUUAGAACUUUAAGAAAUUCAAUGGCUUUAGUUAAAAAGAAAGCACUUUAACUCAAAUUCCACUCUCUUAUGAUAUCCUUUAUGCCUUCCCCCAAUCUUAAUACUCAUAAUUUUCUUUACAAAGUACCCUUCAAGUUUCUCUCUUUGCACUCAUUUUCAAGUAUAAACAAUGCCAACUUUAAUCAUCUCCCUCUCGAUAUUCAGAGAUUCUUGUCACUUUUACAUGAAUUCUCAAAUACCCUUUUGUCUGUUAAAUCUAUCCAUGCCCAGAUUAUCACGAAUUCUGUAUCUAAACACCAUUUUUUGUCAUCCAAUUUGGUUAGAAGUUAUAGUGAACUGGGUUGUUUGGGGCUUGCCAGGAAAGUGUUUGAUAAAAUUCCUCAACCAAAACCCAUUCUUUGUAAUUCAAUGCUUAAUGGGUAUUUGAGAAAUCAGUGUUAUAAGGAAACUAUUGAGUUGUUUGAACUAAUGGGGGCUUCAGAUUGGGGAUUCGAUAGUUAUUCGUGUAAUUUUGUGUUGAAGGCUUGUAUGGAACUAGAAGAUUAUGAAAGGGGAAGGGAAGUAAUCAAGAGAGCUGCGGAUCAUAGAGUGGAUGGUGAUAAGUUUUUGGGAAGUUCAAUGGUUAAUUUCUUUAUGAAAUUCGGUGAUUUCGAUAGUGCGAGACUGGUUUUUAAUCAGAUGAUCAGCAGAGAUGUUGUUUGUUGGAAUUCAAUGAUUGGUGGUUAUGUAAAGGGAUGUUACUAUGUUGCAGCUUUUGAUUUGUUUCUUGAGAUGAUUCUUUGUGGUGUUAGGCCAAGUGCUAUAACUAUGGUCAGUUUGGUUCAAGCUUGUGGAGGAACGAGGAAUUUAGAACUAGGGAAACGCGUUCAUGGAUUGGUUCUCGUAUUCGGAUUGGGAACUGAUGUUUUAGUGCAUACUGCAUUGAUUGAUAUGUAUAGUAAGUUGGGUGAACAUGAAAGAGCUCAAUCAGUUUUCGAUAUCAUGCCUGCAAAAACUCUGGUUUCAUGGAAUGUUAUAAUCUCAGGGUAUGUUCAGAAUUGUUUGGUAUAUGAAGCUUUCGAUCUGUUUCAGAAAUUAAUAUUAACUGGUGGUGGUUUCGAUUCAGGAACCAUAAUUAGCCUCCUCCAAGGUUGUGCUCAAGUGGCAGAUUUGGAAAGUGGGAAGGUUCUCCAUGGUUAUAUUUUCCGGAAAGGCCUCGACAUAAACGUUAUUUUGUGUACAGCAUUAGUAGAUUUGUAUUCCAAGUGUGGUGCCUUAAAGGAGGCAACUUUUGUGUUUGAUAGGAUGAAGAAUCGAAAUGUGAUUACAUGGACUGCUAUGCUUGUCGGAUUAGCACAAAAUGGCCACGCCGAAGAUGCCAUAAGAUUAUUUGGUAAGAUGCAAGAAGAGGGAGUCACUGCAAAUUCUACAACUUUGGUUAGUUUAGUCCACUGUUGUGCACACUUGGGUUCAUUGAAGAAAGGAAGGAGUGUGCAUGCUCGAUUGUUACGGCAUGGUUAUGCUUUCGACGUAGUUAACAGGACAGCCUUGAUUGAUAUGUAUGCCAAGUGUGGAAACAUUAACUAUGCUGAGAGGUUAUUCGAAGAUGUGUCCUUUCUUAAAGAUGUUAUAUCAUGGAAUUCUAUGAUCACAGGCUAUGGCAUGCAUGGUCAAGGACACAAAGCUCUUGAUCUCUAUCACCGAAUGUUAGAUGAGGGACUCAAGCCGAAUAAAACUACAUUUGUCUCUCUUCUAUCCGCUUGUAGUCACUCAGGGCUCGUGGACCAAGGAAGAAGAUUGUUUCUGAGCAUGGAAAGCGACCAUAACAUCAGGGCUAAUGAGAAGCAUUAUGCUUGCUAUGUCGAUCUUCUUAGCAGAGCAGGACAUAUCAAAGAAGCGGAGGUAUUGAUCAAUCAAAUGCCCUUUCAAUCGAGCCGUGAAGUUUUCGAAGCAUUGCUAAAUGGUUGUAGAAUGCACAAGAACAUUGAUAUCGGCAUAAAAGCUGCAGACUAUUUAUUAAGUUUGGACGCAACAAACCCGGGUAUUUACAUCAUGUUAUCAAACAUAUAUGCUGAAGCAAGGAGAUGGGAUGCAGUAGAUCAUAUUCGAGGUCUCAUGAGGGGACGCGGACUGAAAAAAACACCAGGAUGCAGCCUGAUUGAAGUUGGAAAACAGCUCCAUGCGUUUUUUGCUGGUGAAGAUUCACAUCCGAACUCGGUCGAAAUCGAUCAGAUUCUCGAGAACUUGAAAUCAGAACUUGAAGCUUUAGGUUAUGUACCGGAUACAAGUUGUGUUCUUCAUGACGUAGAUGAGGCGAUGAAGAUCAAAUCACUGUGGAGGCAUAGUGAGAGGUUAGCUAUCGCUUUCGGACUUUUACAUACACCGGCAGGAAGCUUGAUAAGGAUCAGUAAGAACCUCCGUGUAUGUGGUGAUUGCCAUACAGUGACUAAAUAUAUAUCAAAGGUGGUAAAGAGGGAGAUUAUCGUAAGAGAUGCUAACCGUUUCCAUCACUUUGUUGAUGGAAAAUGUUCUUGCAAUGAUUAUUGGUGAAAAUGAUUUGAUUGCGAUGUUAAAAUAUUUAA
Messenger RNA from Gossypium arboreum, 2752 nucleotides. Its product is annotated as pentatricopeptide repeat-containing protein At3g12770-like. Gene Ontology annotation, biological process: RNA modification. Gene Ontology annotation, molecular function: zinc ion binding; RNA binding; protein binding. Bases 261 to 2720 code for a protein of 819 amino acids. Lineage: Eukaryota; Viridiplantae; Streptophyta; Magnoliopsida; Malvales; Malvaceae. The transcript has a single exon. The record is from RefSeq and is a predicted model, not a curated record.